This is a messenger RNA of Nerophis lumbriciformis (worm pipefish), 681 nucleotides long. Lineage: Eukaryota; Metazoa; Chordata; Actinopteri; Syngnathiformes; Syngnathidae. The record is from RefSeq and is a predicted model, not a curated record.
AUGCCACGUAAAAACUCCAAAACUGCGAAGCCUUCCUUGCUGUUCGUCGAGCCGCCUCUGAGGAGCGCCAAACGUCCAUCUGGUCCUGAGAUCCGGGCUGCCUUGCAUCCCAAAGUGUUCCUCACUAAGACACAAGCAAGCAGCAACCUCACUUCCUGGGUAAUCCCACAGUUUGACACAUCGCUGGAGGGUGCGGUGCCACGGGCAAGACGCGUUCGAAGCACUAAGUGCCACUUGGGCACCAGCAUCCAGGACACUUGCAUCCAGUUGUCCAAGAAAACCACCAGCAAGUUCCCCUCGCUGACAUUUCAAUCAAACGGCCACCAGCAUCCAGCAACGAAGAUUCACAGAAGCCAUGCUGCUGGCUCUGAAGGAAUCCUGCCAAAACAGAAACUCGAUGAUUCCACGAAAGGAGCCUCCAUCCCUGCACCACCUAAAGUGGACACUCCAAAAAUUACACUAGAAGAUGAGCGCACCCCUUCAUCUUCUCCAGCACUCCGGUUCCUCGCCCGCCCGCCCACACCGCCUCGCUGUCAGCCGCCUGACAUGCUGGUGCCCGACACGCCCGAGCAACACUACGGCCUGAAGGUGACAUGGAGGAAGCGGUUGUGGUUUAUGGCUUUGUUGGAGGAAAGAGGACAGCUGAUGGAGUGCCACAAGUUCAUCAACAGCAAAAGUUAG